AUGGAUCCCCCCGACGAAUCAACCUCUCUCCUCCCAAAGCCUGCUUCAUUGCCACCACAGGAUGAGUCUCCGUGGUAUAAGCAAUGGCUGGCGGAAAUAUGGCUUCUCACGAGGACUUCUAUACCCGUCAUGCUGGCAUACACAUUGCAAAACAGCCUGCAAACUGUCAGUGUGCUCAUUGUCGGCCGCCUAUCCCCCGAGGCCUUGGCGACAGCAGCCUUCUCCUACAUGUUUGCCAUGGCCACGGGUUGGCUGAUUGCUCUGGGAGGUACCACGGCCCUGGAUACUCUUGCCUCGAGCAGUUUCACCGGGUCUACGAAUAAGCAUGACCUGGGAAUUUUGCUCCAAAGGGGCCUCCUCGUGCUGACGGCUUUCUACACUGUGAUUGCUGUUCUCUGGGCCUGUUCGGAACCAAUCUUUCGAGCCCUUGGACAAGAAGAAUUCAUUUGCGUACAGUCAUCACAGUUCCUCCGCAUCCUGAUCCCCGGCGGUCUGGGCUACGUGUGGUUCGAGUGCAUGAAGAAGUACCUGCAGGCCCAGGAGAUUUACCGACCGGGCACCUACGUGCUGCUCAUCACCAGUCCGCUGAGCGCCGGGCUCAACUACCUCCUCGUCCACACCUGGGGCAUGGGCCUCUACGGCGCGCCGCUGGCGACGGGCAUUGCGUACUGGGUCUCGUUUCUGCUCCUCGUCCUCUACGCCGUCAAGGUCCGCGGCUCGGAGUGCUGGGGCGGUCUGGACCUGCGCAAGGCGGCCAACCCCAAGCAGCUGUGGCCGUUUGCGCGCCUGGCCCUGCUCGGCUUUGUCCACGUCGGCACCGAGUGGUGGGCCUUUGAGAUUGUCGCCCUGGCCGCGGGCCGGCUGGGCAAGAUCCCCCUCGCCGCCCAGAGCGUCAUCAUGACGGCCGACCAAAUCAUCAACACCAUCCCCUUUGGCCUCGGCGUCGCCGCCAGCGCGCGGCUGGGUAACCUCCUGGGCGCCCGCCGGGCCCGCGAUGCCCGGCGUGCGGCACACUGUGCCGCGGUGCUCUCGGUGGUGUUCGGCGCGCUGAUCCUGGCGGUGCUCAUGGGUACCAAGGAUGUCUUUGGGCGCAUCUUUAAUGACGAUGCCGACGUCGUGGCGCUCGUUGCCCACGUCAUGCCGUUUGUGGCCCUGUUCCAGAUUGCCGAUGGUCUGAAUGGCUCCUGUGGUGGUAGUCUUCGAGGUAUGGGCCGUCAGUGGGUGGGCGCCCUAGUCAAUCUCGUCUCCUACUAUGGUGCCGCACUGCCUCUGGGUAUUUGGCUUGCUUUCCACGGUUGGGGUCUUGAAGGUCUCUGGGUUGGACAGUGCUGUGCUCUAUAUCUUGUUGGUGUGCUCGAGUGGGUUAUUGUUGGGCUCUGCAACUGGGAUAAGGAGGUAGAGAGAGCUUUGAGUAGAUUGGAUGAUGGAGGUCAGGGUGAGGGAGAGGCUGUUUUGCAGCAAGAUGCCGAAGAUGUUGCCGAAGGUAGAGCCGUGGUUUAA
This is a messenger RNA of Pestalotiopsis fici W106-1, 1500 nucleotides long. RefSeq names its product transporter C11D3.06. Gene Ontology annotation, biological process: xenobiotic detoxification by transmembrane export across the plasma membrane. Bases 1 to 1500 code for a protein of 499 amino acids. The record is from RefSeq and is a predicted model, not a curated record. Lineage: Eukaryota; Fungi; Ascomycota; Sordariomycetes; Amphisphaeriales; Sporocadaceae. Gene Ontology annotation, cellular component: membrane. Gene Ontology annotation, molecular function: xenobiotic transmembrane transporter activity; antiporter activity. The transcript has a single exon.